Messenger RNA from Plasmopara halstedii, 195 nucleotides. RefSeq lists its product as uncharacterized. NCBI's taxonomy places the organism in Eukaryota, Oomycota, Peronosporomycetes, Peronosporales, Peronosporaceae. The coding region runs from base 1 to 195 and encodes 64 amino acids. The transcript is spliced from 2 exons. The record is from RefSeq and is a predicted model, not a curated record.
AUGUGUGCUAUCGACUCUCGAGAACACGGUGUCACUGGGUGUCUUCAUGCAAACCAACAGAGGAUUGUUCACGGGAAUCAAGUCUUUAAUAGAAAUCAAGGCAAAGACUCAACUUAUCCGGAUCACGCACGAUUGAAGUGCAAAAGAUCAAGGUACAACCCAAGACCUCGCAAGACUUUGUCAAUGGUAUAUUAG